Molecule: messenger RNA, 615 nt
Organism: Cadophora gregata
Lineage: Eukaryota; Fungi; Ascomycota; Leotiomycetes; Helotiales; Ploettnerulaceae
Exons: 5
Coding region: 1-615 (204 amino acids)
Biological process (GO): nucleoside phosphate metabolic process; ribose phosphate metabolic process
Cellular component (GO): cytosol; nucleus
Molecular function (GO): ADP-ribose diphosphatase activity
Source: RefSeq, a predicted model, not a curated record
AUGUCUGCGAAAGACUCCAAAAUCGUCAAGACUGAGCCAUUGGACGCCAACAAGGCGAAAUGGAUCAACACAAUCCUAACGACCUACACCGAUCCUCUAGGCAAGACUCGAACUUGGGAGCACGCCGAACGUCCCACACGUCCCAAAGGUUCUGAUAUUGACGCUGUGGGGAUGGUAGCGAUCUUAGAGAAGGAGUCCGGUCCCGAGUUACUCCUGCAGAAGCAAUACCGACCUCCAGUCGACAAAGUAUGCAUCGAGGUACCGGCUGGCUUGGUUGAUGCUGGAGAGACGGCGGAGCAAGCUGCGGUUAGAGAACUGAAGGAGGAGACAGGUUAUGUGGGGGUGGUCAGCGAGACUAGUCCGAUUAUGUUCAAUGAUCCCGGAUUCUGUAAUACGAAUUUGAGAAUGGUCCACGUUACGGUCGAUAUGUCGAAGCCGGAGAACAAGAACCCACAACCUGAGUUGGAGGGGGGAGAAUUCAUUGAGUGCUUCACGGUACCAUUGAAGGAGCUGUAUGCAGAAUGCAAGAAGUUGGAGAAGGAAGGUUAUGCAAUUGAUGCUAGGGUUGCUACUUUAGCUGAGGGCAUUGAGAUUGCCCGGCGGUGGAAGCUGUGA